Rhodamnia argentea is the source of this 1441-nucleotide messenger RNA. RefSeq names its product syntaxin-121-like. The coding region runs from base 273 to 1175 and encodes 300 amino acids. Lineage: Eukaryota; Viridiplantae; Streptophyta; Magnoliopsida; Myrtales; Myrtaceae. Gene Ontology annotation, cellular component: plasma membrane; endomembrane system; SNARE complex. Gene Ontology annotation, biological process: intracellular protein transport; exocytosis; vesicle fusion. The transcript is spliced from 2 exons. Gene Ontology annotation, molecular function: SNAP receptor activity; SNARE binding. The record is from RefSeq and is a predicted model, not a curated record.
CCAUCUCUCUCUCUCUCAUUCUCUCUCAAGCAGCCAUUUGAGAAAUUCUCAACUCGUUUUGCCCUCUUCCUGGAAACUAUUCCGUCCAAAAUUCACAAUAUUAUCUCUCAAUUCCGUCCCAACUCGUUCAUUCCUGGUUAAACUUGCCUCUCUCUUCCCUCCCACAAACAAAAAGAGGGGGACCCGGACGUCCUUCACUCAACCAUCAUCAUCUAUCUCGAUUCACGAAUCUUUGCAACAUCCGUUUUGUGCCCAAAUCUGUCUGUAACGACAUGAACGACCUCUUAUCCGGCUCCUUCGCUCGCUCCAGCGACGACCGCGACUUCCACACCAUCGAGCUGACCGGCGGCGGCGGCGGCGCCGGGGUCAACCUCGACAAGUUCUUCGAGGAUGCCGAGUCGAUCAAGGACGAGCUCAAGGAGCUGGAGGCCAUCCACAAGAGGCUCCAGUCCUCUCACGAGCAGAGCAAGACGCUGCACAACGCGAGGGCCGUGAAGGACCUGAGGGCCCGCAUGGACUCCGACGUGGCCACGGCCCUGAAGAAGGCGAAGCUGGUGAAGGUCAGGCUCGAGGCCCUCGAGCGGGCCAACGCCUCAAACCGGAGCCUCCCCGGCUGCGGGCCGGGGUCGUCGUCGGACCGGACGAGGACGUCGGUGGUGAACGGGCUGAGAAAGAAGUUGAAGGACAACAUGGAGGGGUUCAACAAGCUGCGGGAGAAGAUAUCGUCAGAGUACAAGGAGACGGUGCAGCGGAGGUAUUACACGGUGACCGGAGAGAACCCAGACGAGAGGACGGUGGACCUUCUGAUUUCUACGGGCGAGAGCGAGACAUUCUUGCAGAAAGCGAUCCAGCAACAAGGCCGGGGCAUGGUCCUCGACACCAUCCAAGAGAUCCAGGAGAGGCACGACGCGGUGAAGGACAUGGAGAGGAACCUCAAGGAGCUGCACCAGGUGUUCCUGGACAUGGCCGUCCUGGUCCAGUCCCAGGGCGAGCAGCUGGACGACAUCGAGAGCCAGGUCGCGAGGGCCAACUCGCUCGUGCACCAGGGGACCGGGCAGCUCCAGCAGGCGCGGUGGUACCAGAAGAACUCCCGCAAGUGGACUUGCUACGGCAUAACCCUCGUGCUGCUCAUCGUCCUGCUGAUCGUGCUCUUCAUCGUGAAGCCUUGGAAUUAGUAGCGGCGCCCCGACACGGCCGCGAGGGCCACGGCGUUUGGCGCUUUCUUCAGAGUCUUGUUUCGAUCGUUCCUAGCGUGGAGACAUGUGGAAAAAGCGUGGACGUUGCUUUUGGUUUUGAUCAUAGUAAUUCUUUAUGUAUUCUUGCUAGAUCUGUGUUACAUAAGGUGGUGACUGGCGAGCUUUGUCUUCUAUAAAAUUGUCACAAGAUGCACAUAUUGCACUAUUAACAUUUGCCUGCCUAAGAAAAGAGAGGCCAUAGUAUA